AUGUCAUUAUCAAUAUUUUCAUUACCUUUGAGUAGUUGGUUUAAUUCUACCAAUGAGGUACAGAAAAAUUUGAGUUAUUGCUUGAAUCUGUUGCUUUUCAGUCUCUGAGACCUCCGCCCGUGGAUUUGUCUCAGUUCCAACGUCUGCACACCCAGUCCGAACAUAGGACAUUGGCUGAGAGUAAGCUUCGAAGCAUUGAAUUAUGAAAUUCUUGGCUUUUUUCAGUCCCUCCAGAACGGUCGGGUCAUCGGUGUUUUUAUGGGAGUGACGAUGUUUUCUAUGUAGUCGGCGGUUAUUCGGCAAAUGUUUCUGUUAGAGGAGUGGAAAGUGUUAUUUAUCGAGAGGUUGCAAUAUUCAAACUACGUUUUCAUUUGUUUUUGUCAUUUGUUCAGGUUUGGGCAUUGAAUCUGCUUUCAAAAAAAUGGAAAAGAAUGACGAUCAGCGGCUCGUUUCCGACCGCUCUAGCUUCAUUUUCGCGUAACGGAUUAUAGUUUCGCAAAAAAAGCAUCGACUUGAUUUAGUUGCCCAGAGAGAACCAUACAGCGACAUUUUCAUGGUCUUCGGAGGAUCUGGGGCCACAUUUGGGGCGAGUAAUUCUAAUAAGGUUUUUCUAUGAAGGACAAUCUUUUUGUUUCAGAUGUUUGAAGUUGUUGUGGAUGAUGAGAAGAGUAUGGCGAUUGGAAAAGAGCGGGUCGCCAUGUCGGAUAAUGUUAAGGCGCCUUCGUAUGGACAUGUAAAUUGAUUAAUUUUUUUCAUUCAGUUUUUGUGAAAGAUUUUGAAAAGGGUUUAUUCGUUUCUUUUUUCGGUUUUCUUCUUCCAGAGUUCUACUUUUUUUUUUCAUUUCUCGUGAUUUUUUUUAUCAGUAGUAUCAUAUAAAGUUCAUUUUAAGGAAAUCAAAAAAAGGAAAUUUUCUCCUCAUUUUCAGUGUGCAAAAGAAGUCUAGAGCGUUUUCUCUUGUUUUAUAGGUACUAAAAAAGAAGAAAAAAAUUUUUAACACGAAAAACGCUUAUAUUUGUUUUAAAUUCUGUUUUCGAUUGACCUUUACUUUUAAUAUUCAGGCGAUGAUCAGUGGACCUAGCCCCGGAAUAUAUUUCAUCGUCGGCGGAACCAACGGAUUCGAGUACAAUCUCGAUAUUCACGUUUUCAAAACUAUCCGACAUCUAGGAAUAGAGGCGGUCAUUUGGGAUUAUUUGACCACUCAGCAAGAUGUUCGUAGUUUUUUUUGAGAAUUUUUUCACAAUAAUUAUGGAAUUUUCGAAAAAAUUUGAGUUAUAUAGCCCAUUCCGCGCCAGCUUGCCACUUUUUCUUUCCGCCAAAAAUACCGUAUACCAAAUUAGAUGAGAAUUGAGCAUCUUCGCUUCAAGACCUCUGUUUUUUGCAGUUUUGUAGAGCAAAAAUUUGUAUUUACAGUAGCUUUUUCUUUUCUGUAAAAACGUGACCGUGGAACGCACUGUAAUUGACCCUCGGUUUUGAAAUUUCAAAAAUCCUCUUGUUCAAAUAAUAAAGUCAUCAGAAAAUGCCUGUUCAAAAAACUGAAAAUCACAAUUUUGCAAACCAUUUUUUUUUUUUGCAGGGUGGAGCCUAUCGAAUGGAGAUCAUUCUGGACGACAAUCGAUUGUUUGUUUUUGGUGGAGGCACUUCUCGCGAUGUCCUAGGAUUCGAUAUUGUUCGUUUGAAAUCUCUUUUUUGGUCGAACUUCAAUCUUCAGAUGUUCUUCUACAACUUGGACACGGGAGGAUUCGAGGUCAUCAAGCCGAUCGGCGACGAAAAUGACGAUUAUCCUGUUGCUAGAAGGUAUAUUAUCUUCUUUUUUUUAUGGGUAGAAAAUUUGGUUUUUGAAGUGUUCCUUUUCAGCAAGAUCUUUUUUUAAACUUUUUUUAAUUACCACCCGCUUUUGCCUAUUUCAUUAUGUACCUUGAAACGAAACUACGUGAAUUUUUCUUCUUCAGUUUUUUGUUUGAAUCGCCUUGAGGGUUUUUUCUACCUCAAGAAGCUGUUAGAUUAUAUUUCAAUCGAAUUAAUUCCAAAAUUCGAAAAAGCGUAAAAAAUUCUCGCGACACGUUUAUUUGAAAAUGGUAUCGUAUGAAAAAAAUUAUCUUGACCUAAUUCGAUAUUUCAAUUUUUUUAUUUAAAUGGCUUGAAAUCCUUGAGACCGCACUUGGAAUGGCUCGAAAGUCAUUUUAAGUCGGUUGCACCGGUAAUCAAUCGAAAAAGACUCAAUUUAUGCCCUAGUCUUUCCAUAUGCGGUUUUCUCAAGCAACUUCAUAAUUUUUCAAAAAACUCGAAUGCACUUCGGAUCGUUUGCCCCGUUCAAAAAUUCUCCCACGAGAACCCAUAAAACCCUUUUUUUUCCGUUUGUCUGAGGAUUGAAAUCUGAACUGAUCAAUUUUGUAAACAGAAAUUGUUAUUCGAAAACGCGAAAUACGUAAUUUUGCGCUAUAAGCUCCAAAAAAGCAACACCUUUCAAGCCGAGAAUUGCGCUAAUUGCACUAAAAGAACUUCAUUUUCGGAAUCCUGUUGAAUAUUUUUCAGUCAAAUGAUUGGAAAACUGUUAAAGGUGUCACUCGGCGACGCAAUGGGGCAGAGAAGUCGUGAUCGCCGGCGGAUGUACACCGAGAGGAGCGGGACUUGGGGAAAUAAUCGUCCUCGAAGACGUCUGGUUCUUCCAUCUGGACACUUUCCGAUGGCGUCGCCACCACUAUAACCUGGUCGAUCCCGUCUUUUUCCACUCGGCGGCUGUUUCCACGGCAAGAGCUUUUGAAAUAAUCUCAUUUCUUUUCCUUUUCCAGGAAGGAUGCCUGACGAUUUUCGGCGGAACUCUUGAUGAAAGCUCGAAGCACCGGUCGAAUACCACCCAGAUUUGUUGGCUCGCCCCGCCUUCUCUGAAAACUUUCGCCACUUGGUCCUUGAAGAAACAUUUCCCCUCGGUUGGUUUUUGAAGAGAUUCCUUUGAAAUUAUUUUUCCGAGUGUCCGUCGAUUUUUAAGAAAAAUGAGCUGUUCCACAGAGGAAGGUGCUAUUGGAAAAUUACCAAUAAAAAAAAAUGUUUUAAACUUUAUCCUAGAAGCUAAUGUACUCAGAUUACGUUCACCUAUUUGUCAUUUUUGAGUCAUUUAUGGAAAAUUUGAGCGGUCUUCUGUAAAAAUCACUUAAGUGGCAUCUUGUCCGGGUGGCUUGGUCAUUUUUGAGCCAUUUAGUGCGAACUUGAACGGUUUUCUGUAAAAAUCACUUAAGGGGCAUCUUGUCCGAGCCAUUUAGUGAGAACUUGAGCGGUUUUCUGUAAAAAUCACUUGAGGAGAAUCUUGUCCGGGAUUCUUUAUAAAUGUCUGAGUGAUUAUUGGACGAGAAAUCAACCACAGAGCAAAAUUUUACCAAUUUUCGAAAAAACUGAAAAAAAAAACUUUUACACAGGUUUCUUAACCUUUCUCCAUAUGACUUUUGGAAAAAAGUUCAACUUUGAAAAAAAAUCAUUUUUUCAGGUAUUUGAAGACGAUGGAGCUGAUUUACGGCUACGGGACAGCACCAAGAUAAUCAAAAGAUUUUUCGGCUACUCGUCGGACGCCGAGAAGAAUUGUGAAACGGUAUGAUUUUCGAUAAAUUGUUGAUUUCAAAUUUCAAAUCUUUCAGCCUUCCUUCGAAGAAGAACCGCUUCUAUCUGAGGUGGAUUUCGCGUUCGCGUAA
Caenorhabditis auriculariae is the source of this 3680-nucleotide messenger RNA. The record is from the annotation of a GenBank genome assembly. Lineage: Eukaryota; Metazoa; Nematoda; Chromadorea; Rhabditida; Rhabditidae.